Messenger RNA from Ricinus communis (castor bean), 588 nucleotides. RefSeq lists its product as uncharacterized. NCBI's taxonomy places the organism in Eukaryota, Viridiplantae, Streptophyta, Magnoliopsida, Malpighiales, Euphorbiaceae. The record is from RefSeq and is a predicted model, not a curated record. Bases 1 to 588 code for a protein of 195 amino acids. The transcript has 2 exons.
AUGGAUUUUAUUGAGACAUUCCCAUAUAUGAUCAAGUAUAAGAAAGGUAAAGAGAAUGUAGUUGCUGAUGUAUUAUCCCGAAGGUAUGCUUUGCUUAAUACUUUUAAUUCUAAAUUAUUGGGUUUUGGGUUUAUUAAUAAGUUGUAUUUGAAUUAUGACUUUGGUAAUGUGUUUAAUACUUGUGCUAAUGGGACUGCCUUUAAUGAUUUCUAUGUAUUUGAUGGAUAUCUUUACAAAAAGAAUCGCCUAUGCAUUUCUAGUUGUUCUUUGCAUGAGAUACUUGUUAAAGAGGCACAUGGGGGCAGUUUAAUCGAUCAUUUUAGGGUGCAUAAGACUUAUGACAUACUGAUUGAACAUUUCUUUUCGCCUUGCAUGAAACGUGAUAUGAAUAAGAUGUACCGCAGUGGUUCUUUGAAAGAAGAUACCGAGCAAGCCCAAAGCUUGAUUGAGGACAUGGCUAAAAACAAUUACCAGUGGCACACUACUAGGAGCAGGAUGGGACGUCAAGGGAGUGUACACCAGUUGGAUGCCACUGCAGCCUUGGCAGCUCAAGUGGAGUUAUUAUCCAAGAAACUUGAUCAACUCUAG